CCCACACUAUAAAUACCAAAUAAGCCGUAAAAUCUUAACCCUAGCUUCCCCUCCUCAAUUUCACAGAGCAAAAGUGUGUGUGCGAGAGAGAGAGGUCAGAAAAGAUGCAGAUCUUCGUGAAAACCCUAACGGGUAAAACCAUAACCCUAGAAGUCGAAUCCUCCGACACCAUCGACAAUGUGAAAGCAAAGAUCCAAGACAAAGAAGGCAUUCCACCAGACCAACAACGUCUGAUUUUCGCCGGAAAACAACUUGAAGAUGGUCGCACACUUGCUGAUUACAACAUCCAGAAAGAGUCGACUCUUCACCUUGUUCUUCGUCUGAGAGGUGGUGCUAAGAAGCGUAAGAAGAAGACUUACACUAAGCCUAAGAAGAUUAAGCACAAGAAGAAGAAGGUUAAGUUGCCUGUUCUUCAGUUUUAUAAGGUUUCUGAUUCUGCUAAGAUUCAGAGGUUGAGGAAGGAGUGCCCUAAUGCUGAGUGUGGUGCUGGUACUUUUAUGGCUAAUCAUUUUGAUCGUCAUUAUUGUGGUAAGUGUGGUUUAACCUAUGUUUACCAGAAGGCUGGAGGCGAUUAAAGCAUGGAUUGAUAGCAGAAUCUUGAAAGUCAGUGCUUUCAAUUUUUAUGUUAUAUUUAGUUUUUGAGAUUUUUAGAUUCUUGCAAGACUUUUCGUAAUCUUAGUUGUUAUGGUUAUCGUUUGUUGAGGAUUAUAUUAUAACUCUGUUGUUUUUGCUAA
This is a messenger RNA of Beta vulgaris subsp. vulgaris (sugar beet), 734 nucleotides long. RefSeq names its product ubiquitin-40S ribosomal protein S27a. NCBI's taxonomy places the organism in Eukaryota, Viridiplantae, Streptophyta, Magnoliopsida, Caryophyllales, Amaranthaceae. The record is from RefSeq and is a predicted model, not a curated record. Gene Ontology annotation, molecular function: ubiquitin protein ligase binding; protein tag activity; structural constituent of ribosome. Gene Ontology annotation, cellular component: cytoplasm; ribosome; nucleus. Gene Ontology annotation, biological process: modification-dependent protein catabolic process; translation; protein ubiquitination. The transcript has a single exon. The coding region runs from base 105 to 575 and encodes 156 amino acids.